CUACCAAUGAGACAUCGACGACAUCACAGAUCAAUGAAGGUCAAAAUAUGGCAUAUGGCCGGUUGUAGAACGUAAUGCACUAUUAAUUAGAUAACAUCUUAGAUCGUCUAGAUGAUUUUUUAGUUAAGUUGGCAAAUUGUAGUAUUCUUCAGUACAAUGGAUUUUUUACAUCAGGUUGCUAAUAAUUCUAUUUUAAAAUUCCCUUCACCCUUCAACUGUAAAAUAUGUAAUCGGCCGGCACAUGGUCAUCAUUGUGACGUGGCAACUUGUAAGGGCUGCAAAACGUUUUUCCGUCGGAUGUAUUUAUUGAAAUCUGAGCUACGGUGCUAUAUAAAUAGUGACUGUUUUGAUUUAGACAAGAGAACUGAACCACUUCUUCGUUGUCGAGCUUGCCGCUUCAAAAAAUGUCUUUUAGUUGGAAUGAACCCAAAUGCUUUAAAUUUUCGAACAACUAAAAACUUGACUCAAAGCUUAAAAAACUCCAAAGAAGAGAAAAUUAAAGAUGUGAUUAACGAGCUAACCUAUUUGGAUUGCAAACUUGAGCAAUUCAGACUAUCGGCUUAUAACCCAAAUUGGACCGAAAUUGGAGGACUGGAAGAUUUGUUACGUUGCUCCAGCAAACUGAGCCUUUCUAAUAAAUUUGGGCCUUUCCCUGGAUGGCCUUACCACCCAAAUCAUAUUUUUGCUAGCUCAAAUUUGGAUUAUAAUUUCAAAACUUAUUCACCUCAUAGAAAACAGUGGAGAUUUUUCAAUUUGCUCACAUCAAUCGAAUUCUUGAAAACCUUCCCAUUUUUUCUAAAACUUGACACAAAGGACCAGUUGAUCUUGAUGAGGCAUGUUGUAGUUGGUUGUUCAAAUUUACAUUCUGCAUAUUACACAUUGAAAAAUAAAUAUGAAGAUCUUCGCCAACCGGAUGGCACUCAACGACCCAAAAAAUCUGAACCCCAGUAUUCUACAUUUGCAAUGGUGUUUUAUGCUCUGAUGAGAGUUGGAGUUCACUACAUUGAAUACUUAUUGCUCAAAAUGAUAUUCAUCUGUAAUCCAGCGAUUCCCAAUCUGUCAAGCAACGCUCAAUACAAACUAGAAAAAGGUCGAAGUUUUUACUCUGAAAUGUUGCUGGUUUACUGUCUUCAAAGUUUGAAUUCCAGCGGCCCAACUCGAUAUGUAGAUCUGAUUGGAGUUAUUGCUACUCUGGAAAAGCAGCAGAAACUACUGAAAGAUCUUCAUGUUUGUCUCCUUGCUCCAAUGUUGUCAAUUCUUCCAAAAGAAUUCAGCAGGAGUUUGAUGUAUGAAAUGAUUUUUAGUUAAGAUUUUCGAAUUGCAAUUUUGAGAAAGAUCUAAUGAAACAUUCAAUUGAACUUUAAUUUCAUCCAUAAC
Messenger RNA from Caenorhabditis elegans, 1377 nucleotides. RefSeq names its product Nuclear Hormone Receptor family (gene nhr-152). The record is from RefSeq and is marked reviewed. The coding region runs from base 157 to 1308 and encodes 383 amino acids. Gene Ontology annotation, molecular function: DNA binding; zinc ion binding; sequence-specific DNA binding. Gene Ontology annotation, cellular component: nucleus. Lineage: Eukaryota; Metazoa; Nematoda; Chromadorea; Rhabditida; Rhabditidae. The transcript is spliced from 7 exons. Gene Ontology annotation, biological process: regulation of DNA-templated transcription; DNA-templated transcription; intracellular receptor signaling pathway.